This is a messenger RNA of Debaryomyces hansenii CBS767, 477 nucleotides long. RefSeq names its product Asg7p (gene ASG7). Bases 1 to 477 code for a protein of 158 amino acids. The record is from RefSeq and is a predicted model, not a curated record. Lineage: Eukaryota; Fungi; Ascomycota; Pichiomycetes; Serinales; Debaryomycetaceae. The transcript has a single exon.
AUGAUUUUCCUUACUUCUCCUAAACCGAUCGUCACUAUUGGACAGUCUGAAUUGGAAGUCAACGAAGAUCUGCUAGAUUUGAAUUAUUGUAAAUGUCAUUGCGACUCUUGCAAGUUCAACUGUAAAUAUCGACGCUACCUCACUACAACUAUAUUUAUUGGAAUAGUUAUUCCUCCAUUAUGGUUUAUCAAUAUUUUAAUGAUCUUAUAUAGCUGCUUCUGGUUAAAACAUGAUGAAAUCAGAUAUGAUGAAUACAUUCACUCUCAUGAUCCAAAAUUUGCAUCCAGAAAUAUUGUGAAUAUUCCCCCACUAAACUUCAACGAUGAAAUUUGCGAAGCUAUUAUUGCACAUCAUGAAUCCUUGCGCAGCAAGACGAUAAAUUUGGCUAUGUAUUCAUUAGGUUGCGUAAUAGUAUAUGGUAUGUUUGUUGGACUUCUAGUUUACGGUAUUUUACAUCCACCAGCUUCAGUUCAUUAA